Rotaria sp. Silwood2 is the source of this 783-nucleotide messenger RNA. Lineage: Eukaryota; Metazoa; Rotifera; Eurotatoria; Philodinida; Philodinidae. The record is from the annotation of a GenBank genome assembly.
AUGGAAGAUACUGAUGAUUGGACGUGUGAAACAUGGAAUGAAGCUGGUGAAUCAACACAAACAGUUCAUGUAAUUGUUAAAGAUAAACGUGGUAAAGCAAAACAUGUAAGAAAAUCACCUACAAAAACAGCUCCAAAAACUAAUGAAGAAUCAAGUAAAAAAGAUCAACGAAAACAAGCACUUGAACAAGAAAAAAUUCAAACAGCAAUACCAACAAUAGAAACAUUACCUGCAACUAAUGUUGUAGAAGAUGAUCAGUGUGUACCUUCUAUUGAGAAAUCCGGAUGUAAAGCAGAUGGUUUUCGUCAUUCUAAACCAGCUGAUAAAGUUAAACGUGUAUCACAAGCAAAACUUGAUAUAAUAGUAGAAUGUCAAUUAAAUGCAUCAAAGCCACAUCAACAUAAAGUACGUGAACCGCUUGAAACACAUACAGAACCACUUGCAUCGUUUUUUUUGUUGAAAAAUCAGAAAUUACGAAUGCGAAAGAAGUUUUAUUUAAGACUUAAAAAUAAAGUUGAAAUAUUUUAUGGUUUAAAAUAUCAUUUUGAUUUAAGUCGAGCUAAACAAAUAUUAACUAUUGAUAAAUUACAUCCUGAUGAUUCAAGAAAAUAUGUUUGUCGUGUCAAUGAUAUUGAAACAUCUGCAUGGCUUGAAGUAACAUUGUUUUUGGCUGCUAAACCAUUAUAUAAUUUUUAUAAAGAAUUGCUAGAUAAAAUGGAAGUAUUUCGAACGAAACAAACUAUACUUGAGUGUUGUAUUAAUGAUCUAAAAGGCAUCUGUUAA